Atta colombica is the source of this 1138-nucleotide messenger RNA. It is a transcript of the gene Vha16, whose product is annotated as V-type proton ATPase 16 kDa proteolipid subunit. The coding region runs from base 226 to 696 and encodes 156 amino acids. Lineage: Eukaryota; Metazoa; Arthropoda; Insecta; Hymenoptera; Formicidae. Gene Ontology annotation, molecular function: proton-transporting ATPase activity, rotational mechanism. The transcript has 3 exons. Gene Ontology annotation, cellular component: proton-transporting V-type ATPase, V0 domain. Gene Ontology annotation, biological process: proton transmembrane transport. The record is from RefSeq and is a predicted model, not a curated record.
GCGGCCACCUUCCACCGCGUUGAUCGCUCGUCACUCAUCACAUGACCCGCGCCACUGUACUCCGGUAGUCCGGUAGGCCAUAUUUGACAGUGGGCCACUAGUUUAGCGCCGUGAGUGACGUGAAGAUCGCUUUGCGUUCGACGAUCCCGCGCGACCGAUCUCCGUGCAACCUGUAAAUACACCCGCGAUCGACUUGACCGCCGAGAUCUAACAAACCAGGCCACAAUGAGUACAGAAGAAGCCCCGAUGUACUCGCCGUUCUUCGGCGUUAUGGGCGCCGCCUCUGCCAUCGUAUUUUCUGCUCUGGGAGCAGCAUAUGGCACAGCAAAGGCCGGUACAGGAAUCGCAGCGAUGUCUGUCAUGAGGCCAGAAUUAAUCAUGAAAUCCAUUAUUCCUGUUGUCAUGGCAGGUAUUAUUGCCAUUUAUGGUCUUGUAGUAGCAGUACUCAUUGCGGGUAGUCUUGGGAGAGCUCCUAAAUAUGACCUGUACAAUGGUUUCACUCACUUGGGUGCUGGUUUAGCUGUAGGCUUCUCUGGUCUAGCAGCUGGAUUUGCUAUUGGCAUCGUGGGUGAUGCUGGUGUAAGAGGUACCGCUCAGCAACCUCGUCUUUUCGUCGGCAUGAUCUUGAUUCUGAUCUUCGCCGAAGUAUUGGGUCUCUACGGCCUGAUCGUCGCUAUCUACUUGUACACAAAGUAAACGGUCAGUAGCGGCAUCCUACUACCUGCCAUGGCUCCAUGCAAGACAUGUCGCCUGCAACCAACAGCGCUCCCCGACUACUAUUAUGCUACAACUUGUUUCGACAUAUUUUACUUAAUCACGUUACUCCAUGCAUACCUAAUUACCAUCUCGGCUCAUCUCUGCGCGUUCCCCUGUCAUACUAAAAAAAAAAUGAUUCAUCUAUUUAGCGUACGGACAUUUAACCACAUCCAUGCAUUAUUUGUCACACGGAUUGCAUGAUUAUAUCGAAGGUGCUGCGAUUGAGAAGUGCGGCCGACUUUUUUUUUCUUAAUUUCGCGACACUGAUGCGCAACGACGCAUUUCGACACUGCAGUGUAUGGAGAAGCGAUUGUAAAGUGGGAAAAAACGAAAGAGUGUGGAAAGCAAAUAUCGACAGGGAAAUACAUAUUUAGAGAAAAGA